This is a messenger RNA of Mycotypha africana, 2092 nucleotides long. RefSeq lists its product as uncharacterized. The transcript is spliced from 3 exons. The record is from RefSeq and is a predicted model, not a curated record. Bases 265 to 1728 code for a protein of 487 amino acids. Lineage: Eukaryota; Fungi; Mucoromycota; Mucoromycetes; Mucorales; Mycotyphaceae.
UUUUUUUUUUUUCCUUUGGUUGUUUCCUUUAGCUAAAAUAGAACGAGCAAAUGCUGUUCUUUGUCAGCUUUAAGUUCUUAUUUUCAUGGAAAGGAAUUUACACUAUUGCCAUUGCUUCCUUCCUUGUGUGGAUUUUUAAAGACUACCCACAUUGGAAAUCGCAGCAUGAGAGAUCAGAUGCCAUAAAAAAGCUCGGCAAAAAUGAGAAUGUCGGUUUCAAGCACUCAGUGACAGCAGCUAAACAAAGCAGCCGAACACAAACUGAUGGUGCAGGCGCUGCGGCAAACAGAAAGAAUCCAUCCAAAGGAGAUGAAAAGCUAUCUAUCAUUCAUUAUUCUUUAUUUUUUCCUGUGGUGGUGCGAAAAGGCAUUGCCAUACCUCGAUGACUGGCUAUUUGCAUUUGUCACUAUUACCAUACCCAAAGCAUAUGAGCAAACAGAGCAAUGGUGGCUACAACGCGGAAAGCCUGCUUAUUUGAAACGAAAAGCUUACAUAAAGCAAGUGAUUUUUCCAAGCAUAAUUGACAAACUUGAAAAAUUCUUUCUAAGUCUCUAUAAAGCAAGUUGCGUUGCACAAAAUGGGAUUAAAGAAUUCGUUGCUGCUCUGAAUAAAUUCAUAAAACGACAUGACUGGCAGCAGUUGAUGGAAGACCUAGGCAACAUUGUGUAUGAUCGCUUCUGGAUCCCUUCCACCUUAGUAUUGACAAGAGCCAUCAAUUUGUAUAAAUUCAUUUACGCCGGUAUCCGUGCUACUGUCAUAUCAAUAGUUAACGAAGCAAAGUGGAUUUGUACAGUAGCCAUUCCUACAGCUUACCAAUACAUCGUUUCCACGCGGUUAGCAAAAGCAGUAUAUAAUGGAUCAGUUUGGAUAAAAGAGAAACUGCAAUUGCUUUUUACGCUGCUUAAUACAUACAUUCUAGCACCGACCGUUGGGCGGUUGUUGACAGGGAUUGUGAAAGCAAUCGAUAAGCUUAUUUUACUAUUACAACAGCGUACAUUUCAGAAAAAACUGGCCAAGCUGUACAGAAUUUAUGGGCCUAAAUUAGUGUGGGUGACAGUUGAAAUUAGUGGAAUUCUUUUUGAUUCAAUGGCACUAGUUCGCCAUUUUUGGGCUGAAUUGCUUUACCCAGCGUACCGACUCUUCGUCAAGCAUGUCAAGCCACGACUGUCCAUCGCUUAUAAAUCAUUCGCUACCUGCAUUGAUCAUUGGCUUAGAUCCAAGGUUUUUCCUGCGUGGAUUAGAUUGUAUCCCUACCUCAAUAUACCACUAUUCUGGGUGUACAUGAAUUUAGCAUUGCCAUUAUACUGUGAAAUUUACACAAUUCAAAGUACCGCAGCGGCAUGCAUAUCGCAAAACUUAGCAGGAAAAAUCUGGUCGGUAAUGAGUACAAUUAUCGAACUUGUAGCGGUUUACGCCAAAGAAGUGUAUACACUGCUCCAAUUAUGGCUUAUGAAACAAGCUCCUGUACUUUCACGCAUAUUACAAAAGUCAUAUGAGACUAUCAGAAGUUCUUGCAAUUGGACUUCUUUGCAACAAGAUAUCUUGUACACAGCAAGUCAAUUUUAUGAUUGGAUGGCUAAGCAAAUCAACAACAUUUACCUCUCUAUGGAACGAUCGUUAAAUUCGUGGGUUGAGGAGCAACAGGAAGAAAUUGGUGAUAUAUCCCUGGAAAAGCGAAAAGAAGUUGGUUCAAACGAAAGUUAUUCAGUGGAACCUAAUCACGGCUAAUGUGGACCCUUCCUUCGCAAUAUAUCGUUGAUGUCAAUGUAUGUUAGUCUUAAAGUGAAUGUUUUCUUAUAAUUCCAUAGAAUCAUUCUUCUCUUUUAUGUUUAUUGUUUAGUCUAAAGAUGAUAGCCUUUCAUCUAUGGACAUAAAAAGGAAUUCACUGUCUUUUUUUCAGGAUGAGGGUUGCAUUCCAAGCAUACAGUCUCCGAGCAGACAGAAAAGCAGCAUGAUGUCUCAAUCCAAGUGUUUCAAUAAAGUAUGGGUUUUCUUCGCGAUUAUAUCGUGUGAUGUGAGCUAGUUUCAUUUUUAGGAAAUGGAUACUAAAAAUCUAUCUAGCACCAAAGAAAAACUAUGUUUUCGGGUGAAC